AUGCAAUGGUUGGAGUCCCCAAAGCGGGCUCAACUCCGCUUCCUAAUUUCAUACAAAAUGAGCGGCUUUGAAGUUGUCGGAAUUGUUCUAGGUGCACUUCCAUUGAUUAUCACGGCUAUUGAUCAAUAUCGAGUCAGCAAGAAGUUAUUUCAGGCGUUUCGGCACAAAGAACCCUAUAUCGAUCGGCUCCUCCAGUCCCUGAAGGAGCAGAAUUUCUUUCUGGAAUCUGACCUGUUCAUGACCUUGAAAGAAACCUUUGGUGAUCGUUAUUCCUUCCAGACAACCUCCAUCAUCUUCGAAAAUCCCGAAGUUGCUAAGGGGGUUCAAGAAUAUCUUGGUGACGGAUAUGAGCACUAUAUUGGCGCACUGUCGCGAUGCGAGCAAAUAUUGACCGAUAUAGUUGGGCAUAUCAAGGGUUUAGCAUCAGAAAAACAGAACCUUUCGACACUCAUUCAAACCUAUCCACGGAGGAACGGGACCUAUGAGUUGACCAAAAAGAUCAAGUUCGCUCUAGCAAGAGAUGAUUUAGAGAAAAGAAUCCAAGAUUUGAACGAUGCCACCAUGAUGCUACGUCGGAUUCGCGACUGUAGUCUCUCACGGACUGGAAUCGCCAUUCAAUCUAGAUCUUCAACGACCAAGAGAAGCACGUCUUAUUUUGAUACGAUUAGAAAGCAUGCCAGUCGUUUAUACUCGGCAAUUUCCACUGCAUAUGGGGGAAGCUGUCAUCCAGAGCAUGGAGCUCAUCUAUUCCUUCAAAGUAGGGCCGACUUGCUGGGCAGAUCAAGUUCCCGGAAUAGAGCCAUGGUUUUCACAAUAUCAUUUGGUCCUGUUGACCAUGCCAUCAUCACAGAAGUGAAAGUCGUGGAAGACUUAACCUCUCCUUCCAAGAGCUUUGGCAGCACUCGUACGACUCGUGUAUCUUACGCAGUUUCUGAUUCGAUUCAGCAACCUACGCUCAGCGUCAUACAAGAUUUAUGUCUGCAUCUUUCCAACAUAAUGGAUACAAACUUGCAACUAUCCGAGGACUGUCAGCUUUAUUACCGUCCAGGUCCCGAGACAAUAAUUCGACAACCUGCAGCGCCCGGUACGGUCUACUCACUCGAUCAAGUCCUCCAACCCACAUCUGCCAUGAAGCCACCCCUCAACUCACGAAUUGCUUUGUCCUUCAAUAUCGCAUCUUCAGUGAUGCAGUUGAAUUUCACACAAUGGUUUCAGUGCCCUUUAACAAGCAAUAUGAUCCGUCUUCUACCCGGAAAUUCCGAGCCAGGGCCGGGGAUUCAGCCAUAUAUCAGCCACAAGUUUUAUUCCUCUCCCUCCGACGUAACAUGCGCCUGCAAUGUUCGGCGAGUCAUGCUUGAGCUCGGUAUCAUUCUGCUUGAGCUAUGGCAUGCACAAACAUUUACCACAUACGCAGCGGGGGUUGGAAAGCCGCUUGAUGAGACUUUCGGAUUUCGAUACGACAUGGCGUGCAAAUGGUUGGACAUCAGUAGAGACCACAUUCUCCCAUUCUACUUGGAUGUGGCGACCAGAUGCAUCGAGUGUACCUUUGCCACUAGUACUGCAAGUCUGGACUGGAAUGAUACAGUAUUCCGAGAAUCAGUUUUCGACUAUGUAGUGAAGCCUCUGUGGGAGAACUGCCCGAAACCUAUUAAAUAG
This is a messenger RNA of Penicillium odoratum, 1656 nucleotides long. RefSeq lists its product as uncharacterized. The coding region runs from base 1 to 1656 and encodes 551 amino acids. The transcript is spliced from 4 exons. Lineage: Eukaryota; Fungi; Ascomycota; Eurotiomycetes; Eurotiales; Aspergillaceae. The record is from RefSeq and is a predicted model, not a curated record.